This is a messenger RNA of Lachancea lanzarotensis, 1869 nucleotides long. It is a transcript of the gene BZZ1, whose product is annotated as LALA0S04e02432g1_1. Bases 1 to 1869 code for a protein of 622 amino acids. The transcript has a single exon. Lineage: Eukaryota; Fungi; Ascomycota; Saccharomycetes; Saccharomycetales; Saccharomycetaceae. The record is from RefSeq and is a predicted model, not a curated record. Gene Ontology annotation, biological process: regulation of actin filament polymerization. Gene Ontology annotation, molecular function: protein binding.
AUGUCGUCGGAGAUAUCGAUAGGUGACGAGAUCAAGGAUGGUUUCAAGGAAACUUUCAAAUGGGUUCAGAACAAUCUCAAAUGGCUCUCAGAGCUCGAAGCUUUCUACAGGGAGCGAGCUAAACUCGAAAAAGAAUAUAGCGGCAAACUUGCACAUCUGACUAGUGAGUAUUUCGGUAAAAAAAGUGCUUUCACAGUUAUGUUGUCAGUGGGUGACACACCAACUACAACACCCGGGUCACUAGAAGCUGCGUCUUUGGUGGCCUGGAAUGAAAUUCUAUCGCAGACGGAAAAAAUGUCGCAAGAUCACAACCAAUUGGCACAGGAGUUUGAGUUUCAGGUGGGAGAUCAGCUUGUGGCGCUAAGUCGAAAAUGUGAGCUUCUAGCAUCGACAAUCAACGGUUCUAAUAACGCUUUGGUUGAGAAACGCGAUAAAGCGUAUUCCGGACUAGAGAAGGCCAAAAAGCUGUACGACGAGAAGUGUACCCAGAUGGAGAGUGCCAGGGCCAAACAGACCAAAUCAUCAAGCGACAGGACUCAGCGUAAGGCUGAUGAUAGGGAGCAUGAGAUGAAUAUAGCCAAAAAUCAGUAUUUGGUCAAAAUCAAUCAAGCAAACAGAAUUAAGGACAAAUACUAUUUCCAAGAUGUACCGGAAGUGCUAGACUUGCUGCAGGACUUGAACGAAAGUCGCACACGGUCGUUGAAAACCAUUUGGGCGACAGCAAGCUCUGUGGAAAGAGAGAUGUGCAAACGUAUUGAAGCAAGGUUAUCGACGGCAGAUUCUGUGGUUGCACAGAACAAACCCUCAUUGGACUCUACAAUGUUUGUAAAGCACAAUUUGAAAGACUGGAAAGAACCGGCAGACUUUCAGUACGUGCCCUCUUCUGUCUGGCACGACGAUGAACAAUUUUCAGUAUCAUCUGGUGCAGAAUUGCAAGAUUUAAGAGUAAGACUAGCAAAAGCCCAGCAAACUUAUGAUCAAAUGCACGGUUUCGCGACCUCGGAACUUGAAGAUCUGAGCUCGUUGAAUAAACAGAGACAGGGAGUAAGGGCACAGGAAAAUGCCAAUGGAGAACAAGCAUUGGCACUGCUUUCAAAAUACGCGAGAUCUUUGACGUCUUACACGUCUCAUGAAUCUUCAAAACUCGAGGCGUUGGUGGAAAUCGAGAGCAUUCAAAACAACGUACCCGAAGAGCACGACCUCAGUACAGAUGGAAUCGACCUCGACAAGCUAGGGAAAAAAUCCGGCGUUUUUAACAGAUUCAAGAAAAGCUUAACCAUUUCAUCAGAUAAAAAGAGUGUUGCGGAAGACACUGGAGACAUGUCAUCGGCAAUAUCAUCAGAAUCAAAGGGAAGACAAAGUCACCACGGUUUGUCCUUUUUGCGCGGUAGAAGCCGAGCCAAAACUAACGAUUCAAGCUUUUCUGCGAAUACUGGAGGUGACGCGAACAACUCAGUGGAGCAGACAGAUUCUACUAAAAAUGCCGUCCUCUACGACUACCAAAAGCAAGAUGAUGAUGAAGCAAGUGUUUCCGUUGGUGAUGGUUUUUCAGUAUUGACUUUAGAUACAGGUAGUGGCUGGACAAAAAUCAGGAAUGAAAGUACGGGUGAAACGGGGCUUGUUCCAAGCACUUAUAUCGAAGUGCGUGAGAAGCCUCGCACAAAUGCUCCGCGUGCUCCACCACCCCGAAAAUCCGCCGCGAGUCGAACGGUACAGGCCAUUUAUGGUUAUGAAGCUGAGGAAGAGGGUGAGCUGUCAAUCCAGACGGGAGACAGCAUUAACGUCCUACGAGAUGACGAUGGAAGUGGAUGGACCUUCGGUGAGGUCCGCGGGGUAAAAGGCUUGUUUCCCACAAGCUACUGCAAGUGA